Molecule: messenger RNA, 667 nt
Organism: Pocillopora meandrina
Lineage: Eukaryota; Metazoa; Cnidaria; Anthozoa; Scleractinia; Pocilloporidae
Source: the annotation of a GenBank genome assembly
AUGAGAGAAGAUAAUGAGAUUGCCCAGGGUAAGAUCUUUUAAAGAGUACUCCAUCUAUUUCUUUCUGAUUUGUUUUGUUUGUUGUUGUUGUUGUUUUAAUUAUCAGUGAAUUUAAGGAGUGGCAAGCAAUGCAAUCCAACCACGGCAUUGUUCAUCAUGUUUGUCUACAACAAAAGUCCACUAUCCCUGGAUAUUUCUGGGCGAGCAGUAUGAUGAAAAAUAUUAUGAUACCAUAAAUCAAAUGCACUCUUCUUAUCCAUGAUUAUAAUUAGUUGCAGAGGGAAAUUACUCAUCAAUCACUCAAAGGGGUGUAAAGGUGAACCCUUUACACCCCAACAUCAUUAUGCAUAUUCUCCAUACUGUUCUCUGUACAUUUCCCAGGGUCUAACAAGGAGAAUUUGUAAAACCAUGAAGAACUUUGUUAGUUGCUGAUCAUUUCCUUCAUUCUCGUGACUUGAACAUUUGAUUUAAGGGAUAGAUUGUAAAGAGAAAUUAGAACCUUGUCACUCUCAUGGAUUAAAGGACUAACUGCUGUCAUUUUUUUGUUUCAGGUGAUGUUACAUUCAAUGAUGUAUUCAGAGAUUUUUCUUAUAUGGCAUCCAGAGAUCCUGACAGGCUUAAACGCAAUUUUGAUGCAAGUGGACCAAGUAGACAGACACAACUGUGA